Messenger RNA from Lethenteron reissneri (Far Eastern brook lamprey), 9635 nucleotides. Its product is annotated as ADP-ribose glycohydrolase MACROD2-like. Gene Ontology annotation, molecular function: ADP-ribosylglutamate-[protein] hydrolase activity. NCBI's taxonomy places the organism in Eukaryota, Metazoa, Chordata, Hyperoartia, Petromyzontiformes, Petromyzontidae. Gene Ontology annotation, cellular component: nucleoplasm. The record is from RefSeq and is a predicted model, not a curated record. Gene Ontology annotation, biological process: peptidyl-glutamate ADP-deribosylation; purine nucleoside metabolic process; DNA damage response.
UAGAAAAUACAAAUCGGGGGUGGGGGCGUGUACAGUGCGGCCAGUCGACAGCGGUACCAACAACAACAACAACAACCACCGCGGCGAUUAGCAACAACAACAGCAGCGACAACAGCGGCUCGCGAACGAACUCAUUCCUUCGUCUGGUCUGCGCGCUGAGUAAAUUAAUGAUUGCCAAUUUGCUGGGGGCUCUGGCAGUGAGACGCGUCCCCUGGCUCCGCGCGACACCCGGCCCGGGCCCGCGACGCCUCCUGCUGCUGCUGCUGCUGCCCCCGCAGCUUCACCGCAGCGCCGGCUACAGCAGCAGAAGCUACAGCAGCUGCAGCAGCUACAGCAGCAGAAGCAGUAACGACGAGGAGAGCUGCAAUAGCGGCAGUAAAGGGAGCUACAGCAACAGCAGCAGCAGCUACAGCAGUCGCAGUAACGCGACCGAUAACAGCGGAAGCUUCAACAGCAGCAGCAGCAGCAGCAGCAGCAAUAACAACAGCAGUAAUAGCGAUAGCAGCAGUGGUAGUCGAUACGACAACGUUAGCUGCGACAUUAACAGCUGCAGCAGCAGGAGCAGCUUCGGUGACGACGGCGGCACUGACAUCAACAGCAGCAACAGUUGCAGCAGCAGCAGCGGGAGUGGCAGUGACGGCAGAAGCAGCAGCAGUUGCAGCAUCAGUAGCAAGAGCAUCAGUAGCAGCAGCAGCAGUAACAUCAUCAUCAGCAGUAACAUCAGCAGCAGGCGAAGCGGCGUCUCGUUGUCACGACGAGGCGGUCCUGCAGAAUCUCCCUCCGUCCCCGUCUGCCGCCGUCAGCUGUUGAGUAGCAUGGCCGCGAACCAAAGUAAGAUCGACUGGAAUUCGUGGGAGAAAGCCAAGGACCAGCUGACAAAGCUGAAGGACUUGGAGGAGAGGCGGAAGUACUACAAGUGCAGUAGCAACUACAUCAUGCUCAAGUCUCUGGACAAGUGGUCGGAAAAGGAGCUCCACUCCCAAGACAAACUUACAGAGCUGGAAAAGCCAGAAACGUGUGCUUCAACUGUAGGUGGAAGGGAGUACGAGGUGAACCAUCAGAUCAACGACAAGGUCUCGCUCUUCAAGGGCGACAUCACCCUGCUGGAAAUCGACGCCAUCGUGAAUGCGGCUAACUCGACUCUGCUUGGCGGUGGAGGAGUGGACGGAUGCAUCCACAGGUCGGCGGGGUCCCUGCUGAAGGAAGAGUGUCGCUCCCUCGGAGGAUGCAGCACCGGCAAGGCCAAAAUCACCUGCGGAUACCGCUUGCCUUCCAAGUACGUGAUCCACACGGUGGGGCCGCGCGUGUUGGACAGCGUGCCCACGCCCGAGGAGCGCAAGCAGCUGGAUGGCUGCUACAGCGAGUGCCUGCACAUCGUGGAGGACAAGGAGCUGCGGUCCGUGGCGUUUCCAUGCAUUUCUACAGGGAUUUAUGGUUUCCCCAACGAGCCGGCGGCCAGGAUCGCGUUGGAGACGACCAGAAACUGGCUCGAGAAAUACCACAGCAAGGUGGACAGAAUCAUCUUCUGCCUCUUCCUGCCGAUCGACGUGGAGCUCUACGACACCCUCAUGCCCGUCUAUUUCCCGCGUGCUCCCAAAGAGAGUUCAGAAGGUGUGGCAGAUGGUCCUGCGGUCGCUGGCACUGAAAAUGAAAGUGACGAUAAAGACAGAGACCCUGAGGUUGCAGAUAAAGACGAGUUGAAGGACGAGGACAUGCCCAGCCAGGACCAGGACAGCGCCCCCAACAAGACGAGCGCACCAAAAUACGUUUCGAAGAUUUAAACGAUUAAUCAAGGAAAGAGGGACGUUUUCCACGGCUACAGCAAAGCAAAUGUGAUAGGCAGACUGUGCACAAUUAUAAUCCAGCACAGGUAACAUGGGUCACAUGCUCACUCGUCUAAGCAGUGAACAUACGUACAUAGGCUUGGGAUAUGUAUAUUGGUUGCACUGUUAUGAAUUAAAGUAAAUUCAAGCCUGACUAUGUUGUUUACCCUAAAGUAAAACAAAAAAUAGGAAUUUUCCACAACAUUUGGUUUCUCUUUUUCAAUCACUUCCAGUUUUUCUUUGGCAACGUUCCAUUGUGCUCUUAGUUUCCCGGCUACAUUCCUGAUGUUCGCAAAAUCUCGCACGGUACAUUCAGCUGACAAGUUUGGCGGGUUUGCCGUGACCAGCGACGUUGGGUAGAGAUCGUAAAUGCAACCUUUGGCGGGUUCGCUCUGUCGAAGAUGUGAAAUCUGUUCCCUGGACGUUUACCGGUCUGAUGUGACACCAAGACCCGUUUUGUGACAUUUAUUCGGCGAUGGAAAAAUAUUGAGGACCUUGAUGGACUUGGGUUUAAAACUUAAAUUAAAGAGAAAAAAUUCUGGUUCCAGUUCCGUAAACUUGGUUGUUGUUCCAAGUUUAGUUUUGCGUAACUUGAAUAAUAACCGCUGCCAGCUAUUCUAUAUUUUAUUUCAGAUUAGGUUAAUAUGCCGGUAAAAAAAAAGGAAUAAAACGCGUGCAAUUAGUUAUUUUAACGGAUUGAAUGAUGACAAAAAUAAACGAUGUUUUAAAUGAUGAGUAUGACCGAUGCAAAGUGACUGGCGGGCAAACCCACACAGACUUGAAUCACAGGACAAAGUGGAAACCACUUCAAAGUGCAAACAUGUUACGUUCAUGUUAAUUUAACUGCUUGUAAAAUGGCAAAUUUGUACCAGGCAAUGAACGGGCUUGGACAAAUAGUACCGUUAGAAUGGAUUAACGUUUGAUUCAUCUGCUCCAAAUAUUCACAUCGAGUUUUACACGUACAAUUAGAUUCGUGAGCCUGAAAAAAUAACAUUUCCAUCUGCUUGUACGUGUACAACUCGUGCUCGUGACAUGCGCUUCCCCACUGUUGCGUCUGUUUGCAACACAAAGGCAAAUCAACUCUCCCGGUGGCGACUCGAAACAAAUGGGUCGCAUCGUGCGGAGGUGAAUAGCCACAGUGGCGUUGUUGACGGAUCAAAAAAAAGAAAAGGGUGGUGGUUUGAUAUUGUCUGAAACGACCUCGAGAUUGUGGGAAGCCCCCUUUGAUAAUGCCUCUCACUUUACAUUCGUGGCGACAUAAUCUUUCCGGAAAGCGAGUCCGUGCAUACCAGCGGUCGGCAGCUUUUCUUCUGGAACUGAAAUUGGAGCGAAUUAACCCUUUUCCAUUCCGAUGACGUACGUGUACGUCAUCAGUUUCUCUUCUGAGUCCGUUCUGAUGAAGAGCUUUAUCGGUACCGAGGCUCCCACAAGGCCAUGCGGGAGGGCGUGUGGCACAGUUUGGCGCCAGCUACCGUGCGGUAUCGCUACAGUUCUUUGCGGCGAGUGCAGCAUCUUUAAAAAAACAACAGCGUCACCGCCUCAAUUAAAUUAACGCUGAACCGUUUUUGCGCAUUCCGAAAUUCAUCGGUGAACGGGGGACCCACGCUGCAACUUGCAGUCAUCUCCAAAUUGGAAAGGGUUGAUGGGCAAUUGAUCGUUGCCUUGCCACCAAGCGUACAUUUCUGCCCCUCAAUGGAAAAAAAACAAAUGAGCGAAGUAAAUUGUUUGCGCAUUCCAAAAUGCCAUUCACACGAACGUACUGCGCGGUGUUCUCCACAUGUUAACGUGUGAAUGUGCUUGGCAAGCAUCUUGGAUACCGUCAACCAAAUUGAAUUGCGGGACUCUGAUGGGUUUGGGGGGCUGCUCUCUGGAGCGAUCGGCGUGCCCAGCGCAGCGCAGCGGGAAUGAGGAAUCGCUGCACAACGAGUCGCGGAGAGAAACCGCGCUCGCAGCUGCUCGUCCCGUCCAAUGAAAUGGGCGGCGGGCGGUGCAAUUCGUGGAGAGGCGGGCAGAAGACUCGCACGUGAACACGCGCUCACAUCUUGUGAAGCUGCAGAGGGGGGCUUGCCCUUGGAAAUUUCGCUCAAUUGCCAAUAAGCCGUACCCUGCGGAACGCAUUUAUUUAAACGCGGUCAUCAUAGGACAUGAACUACGCACACCCAAAGCUGGAUAAAAGGGGGGGUGGUGGCAUUUAAUCGUUGGAGAAAUUCUUACAAACACGGGGGCAGCCAUGCUGAGUACAUGAAUUCAAACGUUUAAUGUUUUCACGAAACCUAUUAUUUUUUUCUGUGUCGCUCCAAAGCGCGUAAGUCGCACAUUACUGAUCCAUUCAUCCAUCCAUCCACACGUGUCUGUGCCUAUUCCAAAAGUGUAACCUCUUUAUAUUUUGUGUAAAGUAAUUCCAGGCCCUUCGGGAGCUUAUGGAAUCGUGUUUUGCUUUGACAAGUCGCGUGAUCUUUGAUGAGAACCACGAACAAGCAGAUGCGUCGUGUCAAAGAUAUACGGAGGCUGCCUUAAAAAAACAACAACAAAAACCCAUCGUCAACUCGAAUUUGCGAGCGGCCGUUCGCUUGCGAUGAGCACUGAACAUUUGACCCGGAGUUGUGCACAAGCGAAGGGCCGUGCGCUCAGUGCGUGGCGAGGCGGCGGAGUCUGUCGUUUGGCGUGGUUUUAAUCAUCCGUUCAGUGGAAGGCAUCGCUCUGCUCAUUCGGCAGAAUAUUUAUUUAUGGUUUAUUUCGAUUGCAUUGCUUUUUGGCUUCUCUUAGGUUUUAAUUUUCUUGAUUUUUUUUGUGGUUUGGUGUUUUUCUAACGACGAGACGGACGAUAGUGCCAAACUUCCUGCCCGUGUGGGGGGGGCGUGCGUUUCAAACGGUGCGGACAACUCAAUAGGUGACUUGCAAGCACGCGGACUCGAUUUGUUUCAAUAUCGCAUCCUGUUGAGAUGUAGCCUGAUAGCUAAUAUUUAAUGGUGGGGCACCAGUCGACUUUAUCAGAUGUAAUAUAUAUACAUAAUUACAUACAAAUACCAAUUAUGUAGACUAUAUUUAAAUCUUACCCCCUGCAUCCCAGCGCUGAAACACUACACGAGCAUCAAAAACACUAAAGUGCUUAUCAAUUUUAAAACAAAGUAAAGUGAAGCAAUGAAACAUUAAACGAAUAUUAAACGUGGAUGAAAAAAAGGCAAUUUACUCCUAGGAUAAAAAGUAGUUGUGAUACGGCGCUCAUCUGCGAAAAGCUUGCCGCUGUUCUUUGUUCUCACCCCGUGCGCGUUUUUGAAGCCGGCGUUAGAAGGUUAAAAAAAAACAGCAACGACGAAAGCGACUUGGAAAAAGUUUGCUCGGAGAUUCGGUCGCGCGGCAAACGGCGCGAGCGAGCUUCAUCGGCGGGGGGGGGGGGGGCCUACGUGGAUGACGACGUCGACGACGCUGCGGCGUUCGCGUCGUUUGCCGCGCCUACCUCAUCGGCUUCUUCCGCGCGUUUCAUCGCAGCGAGCGGCGGGCGGCGACGCAAACGUCUCCGCACCCCGGAGCCCUUGAAGGCCCAGGGCGACGAGAGAGAGAGAGCGAGGCGCUCGCUUCAUUUUAAUUUCACAUUUCUCGAGUUAGGAUUUAUCCGGCGAUUCGUGGUGGCGGUGAGGGCGCGGGGUUUGUUUGGUUCACAUUAAGACUUUAAAUGUCGUUGGGAGUUUCUUGUUGUUUCUUGCGGAAAUAAGUUUUGUUAAAACCUGACCUGGCUAAAUGUAGAAACUAAAAUGUUAUCAAAUUAUUUGGGGGAGGGGGGGGGGGUAUCGGGUUAACCCUUGCUUGACAGUGAGCGGACGAACACAGCUUCGCUUGUGAGCAUCACUCCUGGAAGGCUGUUAAUUUUGGGGGGAGGGGGGGUGUAAAAUAAACUUCCAAUAAAUAAACUUAUACGCAAAAGCAUUUCUUCCAACGGGGCUCAGUGCAACCUGGGUUUGUGUGAUGAGGUCCGUGCACCCCGUGUUUGUUCAUCAGUCUUAUCUUGAGCCGAGGGCUUUAGGUAUCCACAAUAACUAAAAAAAAAUUCCUGCAGAUAAAUGCUCUAUAUUUGUUCGUGCUGUUUAAGUUAAACGUUUUACCCAGCGGUCCGUAAAAAAAUAAUUUAGUUUUGUUUUUGUUUUGUUCGGUUGUAAGCCUUAAUCAUCGUGGUUUAGCGUGCAUUGGUAAAGAAAAAACACAAAUCGAAAGAGCGAUCAAAACAGUUGCCCUCUGCAGUCAUUGUGGAUUUAUGUUCUGUGACUUGUUGUUUUGCUGUGAUUGCAUUCGUUCGAAUACUGCGGGCUUGGUUUGGGUCUCAGUUUCUGUCUCCGUGCGCCUUUGGUCAUUCGUUAUUGUCUGCGAUUUGUGUUUGUACUCGUGUAGUUUUCAUCACGAGAAGCGCUGUCUCUGUACUACAAUCCUCACGCUUUCAAAUUAACAGAACAAACCGCGUCUCACUGUGUUAGACCAUUGAUGCACUGCCUCGUUUAGGUUCUAGCUCUUGUUGUUGUUCUUCUUUAAGACUUCUCUGGCAAUCCGUUGGUGGUAGGUUUUGUUCUCCUUAGCCCAAUGGUGCCUCGUUUGAACGUGUAAAAUAAAGACUGAGCCGUGUUUAAAAAAAAAAAAGUCGAUGCGAAACAAAGUUAGCGAGAAAAAAAACCGUGCGGGCUCAACAACCCCCAUCUCGUAACGUAUCGCUUAGAAAAUUACUUUGACAUGUAAUUAGUCGGAGGGGGGGGGGGGGCCCCCUCCUACCUUACCUUCAUUUAAAAGUGAAACCUAGUCAUCCGAGCAGUGUUCUCCUAACCAGUGCGGUUUCAACGAGAGGGAGACGCGCGUCCUGCGAUGCGGUUGAUUGUGAGCGUGUGGGUGUUGUCUGGGGCGCACCGAACCGAUGGCACCGUGGGGUCGCGGCGCGAUUCUUCGUUCAUGACCCGGUGGCUUUGAGAUGCCGUUUCGGGAGCAGGGGUGGUGGGACAGUGUGCCAGGUGUCGUAACUACUUUUGUGAAUACAUGGGGGGGGGGGGGGGGGGUGGUUGUUGUUGUUGUGAAGUCACCAGGAGCUGUGGCCUGCCUUUGGUCAGUGGCAUUUCAGGGAUUGAAUCGUGAUUAAAAACUAAAAGUUGAGAAAAAAAAUCACGACGGCAUCCGUGGUGUGGUCUGAUGUGGCGUGUACUUCAACGAUACUCAAACAACCUCGAGAGAGAGAGAGAGUAUAGAGAGAUAACAUGGAAAUGCGGUGAAUCAUUUACGUAAAAUUUAUAUUUCAACCAACGUCAAAUUAAAGCAAAAAAAUGCAUUAGAAUUUUCGUAAACGCACACCUUUUCAAGAUUUCAAAUGACGAAUUCAAAUGCACCUCGCUGUUGAAGCACUUCAUCCUCUCGUUACGUAUGGGACAUUAACGAACAUCUGAAAUGGCCCGUUGCGUGAUUUGGCCCGCCGACGCCAUGACGAUUCCCCGCCGUGCCCCAAGGCCACGGCCUGGACCCUGGAUGAUCCUCGGGUGAAGUUUUAAAUCUGCCAAGUGGCUCCUUGUUGUCGCAGCCUGUCCCGCGGAGUGUUUUCACUUGGGGGAGAGACUAACUUGAGCACUUGGAUUGUCAGGAGUAGUCCCGUCUGCAAGCGGCGGGAUGAGGGCAUUCGCGGCGGGAUGAGGGCAUUCGCGGCUGGCCAACACGAACCCUGCUUGUUCUCGGGACGGCGUGAACCGCGGUCGCACGCAAAUGCGCAUCGUGAUGGUCACACCCGGGUGUGCCUGCCCCCUCCCCUCCUCCCCCCGAUCUGUCAGGGGUGGCUGUUUUUGUACCUCCGGUACCCUAAUGGCGCUAAUCGCGUCGGGUGUAAGCAUCGUAUAUACCACGCUGUCUGGGUGUUUUUUUCUCGGUAAAAACAAGGCGAAGUGAUACAGCCGGGGAAGACGUGUUUGUUAAGCGCAGUGUUUCGAGUGUGCCAGUGCACACGUUAAGCAAUACGCAAGGAAACACAAAGUAACGCGUUUUAAUUAAACGAACAAGCAGGCUUUGUAGUGGUAUAUGAUGUAAUCCUUUAUAGGAUAUAUCAGACGCGUUACUCAUCUCGAGUCUGGUUAGGUAAUGACCCGAAUCCGACCAGGUGCCACGGCGAUUAGAGAGUGCGGCUCCCAAUUAGAAGGUGGCAGCUUUGCAUUCCGGUUGGGGGGCCGACUGCUCUCCCCCCCCCCCCCCCCCCCGCUAUUCCUCCGGGUUCCAUAAAAAUGCUUGCCACCUUGUGGAAAGUCAUCGGCAUGUUGUCCGCCGCACAAAACCCACGAUUGCCAUAGGAAUGUGGAAUUUCCACAGUCUCAAGCACCACCGCACCAUUACGUCCGUUUGGUGAAAAGCCCCCACGUCGAUGGCAGGUGCCUGAAAUGUCACGCGCGUUUAUUAAAUUCGGAGCGGAUUAUUUGAAGGUAAAAAAAAGCAAGUGCUAAAGUAAGUACCCUUGGCCCAAGUGACACACUCCUGGAUGCCAGUGAAUUGUAAAGCAAUCUUCCGUCGACUCAACUCCCCCACCUCCCAGCCUCUGAUUAUAUUUUAAUAUUCUUGGUGUGAAACGUUAUUACCGUCGUGCUCUUCAAUUGACCGCAAUAACUGGCCACAGUUAACUUUUUAACGGAUCCACCUUUAUCCAGUUGGAGGAGUCGAGACGUGGUGACUUGUUUAUCCCCUAAGCCCUGGAAACGCACCCAGACCACUCGUCUUGAGCUCUCCUUUGAAAUGUCAUUCCAAGAGACCGGUUUUCAGGCCACUUUUUAAACAGAUUCCAAUUGUGUUCGGCUCUUGGCUUUGUUUGAAGGCGGCUGGUGAUUAAGCCAAAAAAUAAAAGUUCGAGAAUUCAGUUCGCACGGGUUGUCUUGUUAAAAAAAAAUGCACCUGGCCUCUAAAGUGGACUUAACAAAACAAACUCUGUCCAGCCGCAGUGGCUAAUUCAACAGGCAGCAAGAUGCAUGCAGACCAGAAACAAUAUAAACAAAAAAGAUGUGUUAAACGACAAAGUAUAGCGACAAUCCCAGCAGCUACUGCACGUCAAGAUGACUUAACAAUUGGUGCACGUCACGAUGCACGUAGAGCCACGUGUGAUGGCUACAGUGUGCUCUCACGAGUCGUGCUGGGGAUGACGCCCGUGCACAUUUUGCCUCGCUGUGUUUUCCCACCGCUUCCGAAAUUAACGAGAAGGGAAAGAAAAAAACGCCGAAACCUCGGGCUCGUUUAAAGAGCUCUCGUGGCCAUCACAAAGUUAUGAUCGUAGUCCUCUUGACACACAGUAUGCUCGGCGUUUCACAUUACAUUUUUGCAGCUCGUGACACCUUUUGCAUAUGUAUUCUUAUCGAACUGGCGUCGAGAAAAGGUGGCUUUGUCAGAGUUCUUAUUGCUAUUAUUGAUCUGAAAUGUUCAAAUGUGGAUAUUUGUCGCAGCCGUUGCUGCACGCAAAGUCGCCGCGCGGGUCUUCGAAUAUUCACACCUGAAACACGCACUGUUUCUGUUCUUUUGGGAUGGUGUAAAACAAACAAGUUUCCUCGUCGUGUCCAUGCCGCAAAUCCUAAAUUUUGGUCUCCUGGAGGCGAUGUUUCAAGUCCGAGAGGGAGGUGGGGGGGGGGCUCUGGUGUUGCUCCUCUGUCACGACCGAAGUUAUCCGCAGCGAACUGUUGGCAACCCUCCCACCAGUGACGCUAAAUAUUGCUCGCGAGCUCGACUUUCCGCACGCGUGAGCUUCGGACUUGCUUUGCAUGCAUGUGGCUUAUUUACGACCUUGUUUGGUGAUUGUUAUAAAAAAAAUAAAUGUUGGGAGAUGGA